Molecule: messenger RNA, 1746 nt
Organism: Erpetoichthys calabaricus (reedfish)
Lineage: Eukaryota; Metazoa; Chordata; Cladistia; Polypteriformes; Polypteridae
Product: zinc finger protein 239-like
Exons: 3
Coding region: 230-1381 (383 amino acids)
Biological process (GO): regulation of transcription by RNA polymerase II
Molecular function (GO): RNA polymerase II cis-regulatory region sequence-specific DNA binding; DNA-binding transcription factor activity, RNA polymerase II-specific
Source: RefSeq, a predicted model, not a curated record
GUCAUCAGCCGCGACGAAAACAGUUGUGGGCGCGCGCCUCUUAUCUCUAAACUUGAACAGUAAAAUUGAGGCAGUGAAUAAAACUGUAGGUUGUGGUCGUUGAGUGUGUCGGCGUUAUCAUAUUACCCAGAGGGAUAAGAUCUUGUUGGGAAAGUUUUGAUGAAAUUACUGUAAAGCCUGUUCUUUCAGCAGGAAGGAAGAAGCAGCUGCCAUUUACUGUAACAUCUAAAUGGAUACAAAAGAGGAUAUAUGUGACUUAAGUAACAUCGAGAUAGUGACUGUAACUAUUAAGGAGGAGGAGGAGGAGGACUGUGAAUGGGAGUCCGUCUACUCCGAACAGGACAGUCUCAGCAUUAUGGAUGAGAAUUUGGAACUGGUGACUGUGGGCAUUAAAGAAGAAUCUGAGGAGAUGUCUGUCAGUACAAAGAUGAAAAAGCACAAAGGUGUGAAGCACACCGAUUGCAAUGUGAGGUGUGAAUCCUUACAGUCUGACACAAAGCGGACUGCAGAAAUUUCAUCUGUUAGAACUAGGAAACAACAGCCAUCACCUGCAAAUCAGUCUGGAGAAAGAUCAGAGAUUUUGACACCAACUACUUUACACUGGAAUUCUCUUCCUGUUGUGAAACUAACCAGGACAGAUCAAAGGAUCACUUCACAGCAGAGGUACAAUACAAACUCAUCUGCUUUGUCCGUUUUCCAAGAGCAGAAGGAAGGGUUUAAACAAAAUUCUAAACACAAUGAUAAGCAGGACUUUCCUACAAGAAAGAAGCCACAUUGCUGUACUGAAUGCGGCAAGCAAUUUUUGUGCAGUAGCCUACUUAAGAAUCACAUGAGAAUUCACACUGGUGAGAAGCCAUAUUGCUGUUCUGAUUGUGGCAAGCAAUUCUCACAAAUGAGCCACCUGCGGACACAUGCAAGAAUUCAUACUGGAGAGAAGCCAUACUGCUGUCCAGAAUGUGGCAAGCAGUUCUCUCAAUCGGGCAGUCUUUAUAACCAUAGAAGAAUUCACAGUGGACAGAAGCCAUAUUGCUGUACUGAAUGUGACCAACGAUUUGUUAGCAGUAGCAGUCUUCACAUACACACUAGAAUUCACACAGGAGAGAAGCCAUAUUGCUGUACUGACUGUGGCAAGCAAUUCUCAAUAAUAGGCAAUCUUCGAGCCCACCAAACCAUUCACAGUGGGCAAAAGCCACAUAGUUGUUCUGAAUGUGGAAAAGAGUUCUCAAAGAUAGUCAAUCUUAAGAAACACAGAAGAAUUCACAGUGGAGAAAGGCCAUAUUCCUGUUCUGAAUGUGACAAACGAUUCUACAGCAGUAGCAGCCUUCGAAGACACACAAGGAUUCAUAUUCGAAUUAACAAAAAACUUCCAGGUCAAUCUUGACCAAUUACCAUAGCUUCCUACAAAUUGCAAAACAUAAUGUUAUUGGAAUCAAUGCAGGCACUAUGCCAAGUUAUUACUUUAAAUUCAUGGGAAUCAGAGCUACAGCCACGUAAAAGUAACAUCAUGCUUCAAGAGUAGGGUUGUCAUGAUGCCAAAAUUUCAAACUUCAAUACAAAUACCAAGAAAAGUAUUGAAAUUUGAUACCAAUUUCAAUACCCAUUGCAGUCUAUAAUGUAACUCAAUAAAAAUGUAUUUAAAUAAACUACAAUUCAGUAUGCAUAAAAAUAAUAAAUUUAGUCAUUAAAUGGAAAUACUUGAAGUAGUGCAAUCUUUUGUAAAAGGUAGAAGGUAAAAGUUCUGUAAUA